This is a messenger RNA of Meleagris gallopavo (turkey), 5328 nucleotides long. The record is from RefSeq and is a predicted model, not a curated record. NCBI's taxonomy places the organism in Eukaryota, Metazoa, Chordata, Aves, Galliformes, Phasianidae.
GUGUUGGAAGCCCUCCAGCGAGACGCUAUUCAAACAAAGGCUGAGCAAUGGCAAGAAGACAUCUAUGAAAAGCCUAUGGGAGAGCUUGAUAAAGUUGUAGAGAAACAGAAGGAAACUCACAGACGAAUGCUGGAGCAACUUCUAAUGGUAGAAAAGUCACACAGACAGACACUGUAUGAAUUAGAGGAAGAGAAGAGGAAGCACAGUGAAUACAUGGAGAAAAGUGAUGAGUUUAUAAGCUUACUGGAAAAAGAACGUGAAAGACUGAAAAAGCUUCUUGAACAAGAAACAGCGUAUCAAGAAAAAAAAGAGAAGGAAAACAACAAGAAAAUAUCUAAACUGAAAGAAGAAUUGACUAAACUGAAAUCCUUUGCUUUAAUGGUUGUGGAUGAACAACAAAGACUCACUGAGCAGUUGAAUCAACAAAGUCAAAAAAUUCAAGAGUUAACCACUUCUGCAGACCAAGCACAUGAGAAACUCGCUUUUGCUGAAGCAAAAGCUCAAGAGCAAGAACAGAAAGCCAGCAGGCUGGAGGCUGAACUUCAAGUCCAAAGCAGUAAGGUUUCCCAAGAUCAAGAAGCAAUGAUGGCCAAACUAACCAAUGAAGACAGUCAGAAUCGUCAGCUCCGGUUAAAAUUGAAUGCACUCAGCAGACAAAUUGAUGAGCUGGAAGAGACCAAUAAAUCUUUAAGAAAAGCAGAAGAUGAGCUGCAAGACCUAAGGGAUAAGAUAAAUAAGGGAGAAUAUGGGAACUCCACUCUUAUGUCUGAAGUGGAGGAAUUAAGGAAACGACUGCUGGAGAUGGAAGGAAAAGAUGAAGAGCUCAUAAAAAUGGAAGAUCAGUGCAGAGAACUUAAUAAAAAGUUAGAAAAAGAAGCAUCACAGAGCAAGAACCUUAAAGGAGAAGUUGACAAACUCAACAAAAGAAUUAUGGAGCUGGAGAAAUUAGAGGAUGCUUUCAACAAAAGCAAACAGGAAUGCUACUCUCUGAAAUGCAACCUAGAAAGAGAAAAAAUGGUUACAAAGCAGUUGUCCCUUGAGCUGGAAGGCUUAAAAGCUAGGGUUGGAGAGCUUGAAGCAAUUGAAAGCAAGUUAGAAAAAACCGAGUCCACACUUAAAGAAGAUUUAACAAAGCUGAAGACUCUAACAGUGAUGCUUGUGGAUGAAAGAAAAGCUAUGAGUGAAAAAAUAAAGCAAACAGAAGAAAAGCUGGAAGCUGCAACUUCUCAGCUCCAGGUGGAAAAAAAUAAAGUGACAUCCAUUACAGAAAAACUAAUUGAGGAAAGUAAAAAGGCACUGAAAUCAAAAUCUGAUGCAGAGGAAAAAGUGUCCAGCGUCACAAAAGAAAGAGAUGAACUGAAAAACAAACUCAAAGCAGAAGAGGAGAAAGGAAAUGAUCUUGCUUCCAAAGUAAAUAUUCUAAGAAAAAGACUUCAGUCACUGGAAGCUGUUGAAAAAGAAUUUCUUAAAAAUAAGCUUAAAGAGACUACUAAAUCCAGCACUUCCUUGCAGCAGGAGAACAACAAAAUCAAAGAGCUUUCUCAAGAAGUCGAGGGGCUUAAGCAGAAGCUGAAAGAAAUGAAGGCCAUAGAAGACGAUCUUAUGAAAACUGAAGAUGAAUUUGAGUCUCUAGAACGAAGAUACGUCAAUGAACGGGACAAAGCCAAGCUCCUGUCAGAGGAACUGGAGGCUGUGAAAAUGGAAGUUGCUAGGUAUAAACUAACAGAAAAGGCAGAGUCCAAUCAAGAGCAGCGUCUUUUUAAGAAGCUUAAAGAAGAAGAAGCUAAAUCAAGUCACCUUUCCAGAGAAGUAGAUGCACUGAAAGAGAAAAUUCAUGAAUACAUGGCAACAGAAGACCUAAUCUGUCACCUUCGAGGUGAUCAUACAGUCUUACAGAAGAAACUCACCCAACAGGAAAACAAGAACAGGGAGUUAGCAAGAGAAAUGGAAAGCCUCACAAAAGAGUUAGAGAGGUACAGACGUUUCAGUAAGAGCCUCAGACCUGGUGCUAAUGGAAGGCGGAUAUCUGACUUACAAGUUUUUUCUAAAGAAGUCCAGACAGAUCCAGCUGACAACGAACCACCCGAUUACAAAACCCUCAUGCCUUUAGAGCGAGCAGUCAUAAAUGGGCAGCUGUAUGAAGACAGUGAUUAUGAGGACAAGGACAGCAAUGAGGAGGAACAAUCAGUGGCUUUCAAAAGCAGCUCAUCCAUUGGGAAUGCCAUGCACAAGAAAUUAUGGAUCCCUUGGAUGAAGUCCAAAGAAAACCACCACAAAAAUGGAAAGAUUCAUACAAAGCAAAAUGGAAACUGUGCACAGGCUGGAGACUUAGUGCUAAGCCAUACACCUGGCCAACCUCUGCACAUAAAAGUAACUCCAGACCAUGGGCAGAACACAGCAACGCUCGAAAUUACAAGUCCUACUACAGAAAGUCCUCACUCCUAUACAAGUACAGCAGUUAUACCUAACUGCGGCACUCCCAAACAAAGAAUAACUAUUAUUCAAAAUGCCUCCUUCGCGCCUGUAAAGUCAAAAGCAUCAGAAGGUUACACGAGCCCAGAGCAAGCCAUUUCUCCCAUUACUAUGGCUGCUUUUGCAAGAUCUCAAACUCCUGACUCAUGUGGUUCCUUAACGCCUGAAAGAACAAUGUCCCCUUUGGCUUUGCCAGGUUCAAGUUCUCAGGAACAAAUGCUCUCCACAGAGCCGUUGGAAAUGGGAACCAAGCAUGCCGUUUUCAGAGUAUCCCCAGACAGGCAGUCGUCAUGGCAGUUUCAGAGAUCUAACAGCACGGGAUCAAGUGUAAUAACUACUGAGGAUAACAAAAUCCACAUUCACUUAGGAAGUCCUUACGUCCAAGCUCUCACCAGUACCAAGACCGUCAGCCCCUGUACCCCAGUGCAAGAUAACAGAACUCCAGCACUAGCUAAUGGAAUACCCAGUAAGCCCACCAAUAAAAUCACCAGCAGUAUUACUAUCACACCAACAGCCACUCCUCUCCCACGGCAAUCACAAAUUACAAUUACUGAUGCGUUUCGUCAAUCAAUUCCAACUCGGAUCCCCAAACCAAAGCCAACAAAUGCAACUAAAUUACCUGUCAGAAUUCCUGCUGGCCAUCUCAACAAGCCACUUCAAGACAGCAGUUCUGGAAAGCUACAUAUUAUAAGGACUGUGUCUAAAGCCUGCCUUCACAGUGGAGGGAGAAGCUAAAAGUUUAACUUAGCCACUGAGCCAGCACAACACAUUAGCACUCCUGCGGGACUAUUUUUGCAAACCCACAACAGAAAUCUAUGCCUCCCUCAACAGCCUCACAAGAAAAUCUCAAUGGGUAGUUAAAAAGUGAAGGUUUCAAAAGAUCAGCCUACCGAAACCUUACUUCAGCAUGUGCCUUACAAGACACAUUUUGGCAAAGAACAGAAAUUGAGAAAAGACUCUUCUACAUUAAAAAGAGAAGCACUCCAAUUUAAUUCACUAAAUCUACAGCUAACAAUAAAGUUCUGAAGCUCCAAGUGACACAUGCUCAGGUCCAAAUAAAGCUCACAGAAGCACCCCGUGAUAUGUUCUGCAAGAUGCGGAACAAGUGUGCAUGAUGCAAAGAAGCAAAACGAUUUCCAAAAGCAGCUGUCAGCCUGGCAUGCUCAUCAGACAGAUGUGAAAAGGAGCAUCAGCACAAAAACAGCUUUCAUCAGAAGGGACAGCAACUGAUGGAUGAGUCAAAGGAAAGAGACCAUACACAGGUCAGCUCGCCAACAGAUCCCUGCUCUGAUCACGCAACAAAACUCUUAAUAAUUGAGCUACAAUGAACAGUCCACUUCUCACUAGUUGCAAAGCCCACAAAACAAACUGAUGCCAUUUGGCACCCUUUAUUACCAGCCUACAAACAGAAAACAAAAACGUAUGGGCAAAAAAAUGAAUUCCCACAACAACAUCCUUUGCUUUAGAGCAUACAAACGGCCCCACAAGUACUGUCAGAUCAUCAUCUACAGUACAAUAUUAUACUUCAUACCUGUUUUUACUGCUGGCGUAAAAGAGUUUCCCUGUCUUUUGCUCUAACUUGGGAUGACACCAUUUAUUUCAACUUAUAAGGGACAUGAUCCACACAGCUUUUUAUUUAAGGAUAGAAAAGAACUGACAAGGACAGAUGCUACAGUCUUACGGGAUAAAGGAAGACAAGGAAAGCACAGAGAAAGAAAGACAAGGAGUGGUAACAGAAAAAGAGGUAACUGGAAGAAUUUCUGGAAAACAAAAGCCUGUCCACCCUCCCUCAACCUGCCCAGAGAUGCGGCACACCCAUAACAGGCAAGAGAGACAUUGUAAUGCUGUCAGAAGUGCUCUUUCUGUUUAUGGAGAGAAAAGGAAACAGCUGAUGUCUUACACCACCACUAAGCAAACUCCUCAGUAUUCCUUAAUCUCUCCUUCUAGUUCUGAGUACAACACAAAAAUGGUAUUCAGUACUGCACAUAGUUGUGGCAUGAACUGGUAAAACAGAAGGAAGGAAGCCCUGAAGUUAUAUGACUUGGGACACAUGUAACAGUAAGCAAAACUAAUAAAUAGCCAAAAAUCUCUAACCACCCUCUCCACAUCUCUGAAAGCAAAAAGUAUGCUGAAGAAGUUACUGAGCAAGAUACUUUAGUUUGUGUCAUGUGGCAAGGUAAAUAGAUGGCUAAUCCCUUCAUGCAAACAUUCAUGUCCCAAAAGUGAGAGUAAAUACAUUCAAUUUUUAAUACAGACUCUGAACUAAUGGUUUCUAAUGACAUGGUCAAAAUCAGAUUAGGAAUUACUCAUACAUCCAUCUAUUAGGAUAUGUGUUCUGUAUUUUCAUCUCCUUUUAGCGAGUCUGAACACUUAUCAUACACGACUCCUUAGAAGUAGUGUCUUCUGAGUACAAAUUGCUAAAAUGGAAGACACUUAUGAGGGCUGAGAUUUUAGGAUGAAUAUUUCAUUGGUCAGUUUUUAUUCUAGGGCUAGUUGUAAGGGACUUGGCACAAGGUAGGUAUUUAAAGAAUAUAUUUAAUUUUUUCCUGCUUUCUACCCAUCUUUGUGGCAGAGAUGCUUUUUAAAAUAGGUCAGCAAUUAAAGUCGGAUAGUUUUUUAAACAAACUAUGUGUUUCACAGAAAUAAACAUGAUCAAAUCUGUCAAAAGCUCUAGUGGGAAAUUAUAUUCUUGUAUUUUUGCUUACAGCGUACAUUGUAAACCUUGAUUUCCUAUUUCUUGCCACUUGAUCUUAAAGCACUUUAUAGUGUCCACAAGACGUGGUACAAAUUAACAACUGAUUUUACAUCUGCUGUACGUGAGGAGCAGCAACACAAAAUAAAAAAUAUAUGGACCUU